Molecule: messenger RNA, 1024 nt
Organism: Caenorhabditis sp. 36 PRJEB53466
Lineage: Eukaryota; Metazoa; Nematoda; Chromadorea; Rhabditida; Rhabditidae
Source: the annotation of a GenBank genome assembly
AUGGAGGAUGGUCUCGAUCCGAACACACCUUUGAUGAGUUUAAGUGAGUUUUUUGCUACAAUUAUCAGAUUUCUGCCGGAAAAUUCAACCAAAGUCCGCCGAUUAUCCUAAAUUUUGUGCAUUUCAGGACAAAUCAAAGCAUGUGGUCAUUUACUGCUCGGCACACUGCAACUCCGAUGUGAAAAACACGGAACAGAUGAAGAUCCACGACGUGAGUUCAGUACUUGCGGGGAAAAUUGCUAAAUGGAAUUUUUAGAGGAAAUGGUGGCAGCUCGAGUUUUCGUCAAAAAGAGGCUGAAGGAACUUGCGGAGGUGAGAAUCUGACAGUUUUUGUAGUAAGGUCAUCAAAUUUUCACAAACGAUGUGUAAAAAUGAAGAAGCGCCAAUUCUAUGCUGCAAAAAUGAGCAAAAAGUGAUAUACAAUCAAAACUAGAAAAAGCAAGUGAAAACUGACGUUUUGGACCUAAAAAGUAUGCAAAUCGCCGUUUAAAAACGUAAAAUUUACAAAUGUUCAUACCGGAAGCACAAAAAGCUUUAUUACCUUCCGAUUUCCAGCAACAUGCUCUCAGCAAACACGAAACCGUUUGAAAUUAUCAUACAUUGAAGAAAUUAUCCAGUACUAACUAUUACAUUGCAAAUUUUUCAGACGGACGACAAAACGAACCGGAAUUACGUGCUCCGGGCGCUCUACACAAUCUUAGACAAGAAAUGGGCAGUGAUCUUCAACAAAAUCGGCCAAGUAUCCGGAGAACUCGCUUUCCUCUCGACCAUCUAUCACACUGCGGACUUUCCGGACGUCGAAUUGCAGUUCAUCUGGACAUGCGACUAUCUCUUCAGCUCUGGACAGAUGGAUGCCGAAUGGCGUGGCGAUUUCGAAGUGCCAAGUCUUGAGGAGUACGAGAUGCCGUUGGUGAACGAUCUGCCGGAAGAGGAACAGGAAAGAUUCGCAGUGGAGAGCGAGAAGGAGCUGCGUCGUCAGCUCGAAAACUACCUGGCAAUAGAAGACAACGCUCAGACCCAUUGA